This is a messenger RNA of Drosophila albomicans, 999 nucleotides long. It is a transcript of the gene ODA-Dnal1, whose product is annotated as dynein axonemal light chain 1. Gene Ontology annotation, molecular function: protein kinase binding. Lineage: Eukaryota; Metazoa; Arthropoda; Insecta; Diptera; Drosophilidae. Gene Ontology annotation, cellular component: cytoplasm. Bases 485 to 934 code for a protein of 149 amino acids. The transcript has 4 exons. The record is from RefSeq and is a predicted model, not a curated record.
GUUAGAAGGUCACUAAGCCGCUAGCUUUUUAUAAAUAUUUUGGUUUUUGGGCUUUGAAAGUGCUCGAUAACCUGUUUCACUUGCCGGCCAGCUCAAUGGCCUCUGCGGCCUUGUUGGGGGAUUUUGCCCUCCCAUCAUGAGGAGAGGCACGUCGCGAUGUCUGUAAUACCCGCACUUUCCAAAUUUUGUUUUAAUCGAGAACUUAAUGUAUAUUCAGCCGAAAACUGUGAAGUUGGAGGAAUUUUAAAAACAAUUCUAGAUUUAAUAGUAUAGACAUAACAUAUAUAGAUAUAUCACACUUGUUAUUAUACCUUUUCUACCUUAUAAACAUUAUAUAGAAAAUAAACUGGUUGCUAAGGACAACGCCAUUUUGUUAGCGAAAUAAACUUUGGAAGCACUCAAACGCUGGGAGGAUCGGGAACAGCAGAAUUCGGUCAAUGCUAAAGAUAUUGACUUGCAAUUUCAAUGGCCACCCAUCGAGAAAAUGGAUAAUACCCUAGGAACGUUGGUUAACUGCGAGAGAAUCAGCAUGUCGACGAAUAUGAUUGAAAAAAUCUUCGGCUUAUCGGGCAUGAAGUGCCUAAAAGUUUUGUCACUGUCGCGUAAUUAUAUAAAGCAGAUAUCAGGAUUGGAAGCUGUCGCUGAUACUCUGGAGGAGCUCUGGCUAAGCUAUAAUCUGAUUGAGAAACUUAAAGGCAUGACCGGUCUCAAAUGCCUGAAAGUUCUCUACAUCAGCAAUAAUUUAAUUAAGGAUUGGUCCGAGUUCAACCGCUUGGCCGAAAUUGAAUCGCUUGAAGAUUUAGUGGUAGUUGGAAAUCCAUUGUCAGAGGGUCUGGAUGAGCCCACCUGGAGGGCUGAGUGCAUCAAGCGUUUGCCGACUAUACGAAAGCUGGACGGGGAACCAGUUGUGCUAAAGGAGGAACCAAUAUUGUAAUCUAGUUAGGUUCAAUUAUUGAUAUUGUUCAUUGAAUUAUGAAAUGAUUUUAAAUGAUGAUAAUA